UACUUCUACGUCACUUCCGCCGUGUCUCGCUGUAUGCGUUUUUUCGAGCAAAGAUGGCGUCUGCACAGUUAACGGAUAAGGAGAUUGUGUCUGAAUUAAAACGGCUCGGCUACACUCCGGGCCCGGGGACGGAGAGCACGCGGCCCGUGUACUUGAAGAAACUGAAAAAGCUGUGGGAGGAGCAGCCACAGCCGCGGGGCUCCCGGAGCGGAAAAGGACGCAGCAGCAGCGGGAAUAUCAACAGCAACGGCGGUAGCGGCGCUAGCAACAGCAACGCCGCGGCGCGAGCUCCGGGACUCAGCGCCAGGCCACCGGACGGUGACGUCACGCGUCUGAGCGCCAGCCGGAGCGAAAAGCGCAGACCCGGAAAGUUCGUGCUGGGCUUCAGCUCGGACGAGUCGGACGCGGAGGCACCGCAGAAGAAAGGAGGCCCGAAUCACGGCGGCAGCAGGAGAGACCGAGGAUCCGCGCUGCAGACACCCAACUUCAGGCCUGCGGGAACACCCGCCGCCUCCCUCGGCUUAUCCGUGGACAGGAAAAGCAUUUCUGCGUCUCCGUGGUGGGCAGACCGAGGCAAAUCCAACGAUUUAGAGGAAACGGAAAGAGACAGUCGGACUUUGAACGGGAAUAAGGCGUUUUAUGAGUCUAACAGUAGUAAGCUAGUCAGGGACUACUCUGAUUCAGACGAGGAGGAGGAAGAGGAGGGUGAACGAGAGCGUCCCCGCGAACGCCGUCUGACUUCCAGACACCCCUCUUCCCCUUACCGGAGCGUCUGGAGCGCGGAGAAGUCGGCGCAUGAUUCUCCCGACUUCAGUCUAGAUAUGCUCGGGGAACGAGAUGAGAAGAAACCGAGGGAGUUCAGCGGAAGCUACGUGAGCCGCAGCUACCAGAAACUCUCCGGGAUUGACGGGGAUGAUAACAGCAGCGGCACCGGCGGCGGUGGUAUCGCACCCGGUUCUUUUAAUAAGAACCACAUCGACAACGGAGACGGCGAGUCCCCCUGCAGCAGCAGCAGUAGUCGGUUCAGUAUCGGGCUCAGACCGCGCUUUCCCUCCUACACAGCGACCUACCGAGCGAACCAUUCGAACCACACCGGUUUCAACCACUCCUACAGCCAUGCCUCAGCCCUCAAGCCCAAGCAGCACACCGCGUUGGGAAAUACCAUCCAGCCAUGUAUCAUUAUAAUUUGUCUAGUGCUGAGUAAUGCCGUUUGUCAAAUUACUUUUCUUUCGUUUUCAGUCGUACUUCACCCAUUCGGACCAGAGUUUGAUCUGCAGUAUGACAUUAAUGACCGAGACCUCAUCCUUAAUCUGCUCCUGUCUCUACAUGAGCACCUGGCCAAUAUCGCUGGAGAACAUGAUUGUGGAGACCUUAAAAAUCCUUUAAACAGAAGUGUCUCUUUUAGUGACGCCUCUACGUACCUCAAGCUCCAAAAUGAAGCCUAUGAAAACUUGAUUGAAACGUCUUUAGAGUGGGUCAUGAAAACCAAAGAUGUUGUCGGUAUAAGGUUGAUUGGUGCUGACUCAGCUCAACCCAUAGAGGAUGUAUCGGAAAUCUCACGACUGGAGUCCAUCCACCCCCGCAUGUCCUUCUUCUGUCGCCUCAGACGCGCCUUCUUCACUGUGAUCCACAGAGUUCUCUUCGUCCUUGCAGGCAUCGGUGUAGUUUUGGGUUUGGUGUAUUGCAUGAAAUACAGAUGGCGCAAAGAAGAGGAGGAAACUAGACAGAUGUAUGACAUGGUGGAGAGGAUCAUCGAUGUAAUGAGAAGCCACAAUGAAGCCUGUCAGGAGAAUAAGGACUUGCAGCAGUAUUUGCCCAUCCCUCACGUCCGUGACUCUCUUGUCCAGCCUCAAGACAGAAAGAAGAUGAAGAAGGUGUGGGACAGAGCCGUUGCAUUCCUCUCAGCUAAUGAGUCCCGCAUCCGGACAGAAAAGCAGAGGAUUGGAGGGGCGGACUUCAUGGUGUGGCGGUGGCUUCAGCCCUCAGUGUCACCUGAUAAGAUGUCCAGCAUGCCCUCCAAAGUGUGGCAAGGCCAAGCAUUUCCAUUGGACCGAAGAAAUUCGCCACCAAACAGCUUAACGCCGUGCUUGAAGAUUCGCAACAUGUUUGAUCCUGUUAUGGAAGUAGGGGAAAACUGGCACCUCGCCAUUCAAGAAGCCAUUUUGGAGAAGUGCAGUGAUAACGAUGGAAUCGUUCACAUAGCUGUUGACAAAAACUCAAGAGAGGGCUGCGUUUAUGUGAAGUGCCUUUCAGCAGAGCAUUCUGGGAAAGCCUUCAAAGCGCUUCAUGGCUCCUGGUUUGAUGGUAAGCUGGUGACGGUCAAGUAUCUACGACUGGAUCGCUACCACCAGCGUUUCCCACAAGCCCUGGGCUGCAACAUGCCCCUCAAGCCCUCCAGCUCCUGCAUGAACAGCAUGUCUCGCCUGAACCAGCGAUCCAGCACAUCCAGCUCACUGGGUUUCUCUUGAGGCACAUGCUAAUGGCCACCACCAUCCUCUCUGCUCUCUCUUUCGCUAUAUACGAGGCUCCCUUCUCCUGCGUCCUCUUCACCAGAGAGAACUGCGUUCAGGAGCUUUUACAGUUGGGCGACCUGGGACGCCCAAUCAGUUUUGUCAGCCAUAUGCAAGCAAUGGUGUUUAAACCUGUGAGCUGCUGUGUUUUUUUUCUUUUUUCCUGUCCUUCGGUAUCAAGGAAAGCAAGGCAGAUGCACACACUUGCGUGAAACCGGUGGAGAGAGAGUUGCUCGGUCCGGUGAGAGCUUUUAGGAGAGGUGGACGAUGCAAUCUCUGUCCUUCUCAUAUCUGGUGCAAGUGGACACAAAUUUCUGUUUCUUAUGUAUUUGCUUUGUUUUUGAUAAACCGUCUUUAUGGAUUCAAUGACAAAAAUGGCUUCCAACUUUAAAUCUCACACCACGAUUGAGAGUUUUCCGGCCUCUGCUUAUUUUUUAUGUAACUAACUCCCCUCCUUAAUUCCAAGGAGCUCUGUUGGGCUAUACGUAGCUGCAUGUGCUGGUUAAAGUAUGCCUAUAUUUAAGCUUUGAAUUGUAUCAUAUACUGUGGAUGUUUAUUUCCCUGAUGCUGUUUUAGCUGAUGUAUUCCCUUUAUUAUUUUUCUUUGCCUUUUUGUUUUGUAGUUUUUAGUCCAAGAACAGCAUGCACACACUCUAGAAAGGGGUGCUGUAAAUAUCUCAUUGAAUGGUGGUGGUUGAAAUCAUGUAUAUGAAACAAAUCGUCAUAAGCUCUUGUUUGUUUCUUGCCAACAGAAUAACUACACUGCUGCAUUCAGAGACGUGUCAUGUGGAAGGGUCUACAUGGCUUUAUGAGAGAAAUUAACAAUUGUUUCCCUUCAAUGCCAUGUUUCUGAACACUAGUCUUAAUUGUCACAGCCUGAUUAUAUUCAAGUAUAUAAUUAUUUACUGUUGUUUUGUUUAUAUUUUAAAAGUUAUGUUUUUCCCAUUAUAGUUGGUGCAGAUGGAUGUUCUCCCCUCCCUUACUGGUCACUUGGCAGAUUUUAAAUGCCACCCUGUCGCUGUUUUUAAUCUGUCCCCGACCCUUCUAAAUUUCCAAAGGAGAUGUUUUUGAUGGAAGUUGUUUUCUGACUUUCUUGUACACACUUGUGCUACGGUCGCAGCCUGAUAUGGUGAUCUGAUUCUAAUUCGUAUCGGGACACAUUCAUAAACAGAGCAUGUCAUGCUGCGGUCAUGUCUAUUUUGGAUCACAGAAAGAUUUAUCAGCUUUUGUUUAGAUGCAGUUCGGGUGGAUAUGAGGUAAAUAAAAUGUACUUGU
Messenger RNA from Sinocyclocheilus grahami, 3784 nucleotides. Its product is annotated as inner nuclear membrane protein Man1-like. Gene Ontology annotation, biological process: nuclear envelope organization; negative regulation of BMP signaling pathway. The transcript is spliced from 13 exons. Gene Ontology annotation, molecular function: chromatin DNA binding. The record is from RefSeq and is a predicted model, not a curated record. Lineage: Eukaryota; Metazoa; Chordata; Actinopteri; Cypriniformes; Cyprinidae. The coding region runs from base 54 to 2468 and encodes 804 amino acids.